Molecule: messenger RNA, 324 nt
Organism: Gongylonema pulchrum
Lineage: Eukaryota; Metazoa; Nematoda; Chromadorea; Rhabditida; Gongylonematidae
Source: the annotation of a GenBank genome assembly
AUGUUCGACCAAAACCUCGUAAAAAUAAAAUUAGAAGAAAACACAGGUGUAUCUACAGCAGCAGAAUUAAAAAAUCAGGAAUAUUUGGAAGUGGCAGUUAAAUCUGAAGACACUGUUGACAUCAAGAAGGAAAUCGAGGAGCACAGCGAGUUGGGAGUCAAUACUGAGGCGUAUUCAGACAUCGAAGAACAAUAUCCAGAGCAUUUGAAAAUGAAAUUCGAAAUUGACCAGGAUUACACGGAUAUGCUCAAUGUUAGUCACUAUUAUUCUUGUCGGAAGCCACUCUUCCCCUGGGCCUCUUGCUCCUGCACUGUGGCUGUUUGA